Messenger RNA from Phasianus colchicus (ring-necked pheasant), 2835 nucleotides. It is a transcript of the gene GRK2, whose product is annotated as G protein-coupled receptor kinase 2. NCBI's taxonomy places the organism in Eukaryota, Metazoa, Chordata, Aves, Galliformes, Phasianidae. The record is from RefSeq and is a predicted model, not a curated record. Gene Ontology annotation, biological process: regulation of the force of heart contraction; desensitization of G protein-coupled receptor signaling pathway; G protein-coupled receptor signaling pathway. Gene Ontology annotation, molecular function: ATP binding; G protein-coupled receptor binding; G protein-coupled receptor kinase activity.
UCCGGUUGCGGCUACUUCCGCUUCCGGGUCGCUGCUGGGGUCGGGCCGGUGCCGGCCUCGGCCCCGCGCAAGAUGGCGGACCUAGAAGCUGUGCUGGCCGACGUGAGCUACCUGAUGGCCAUGGAGAAGAGCCGGGCCGCGCCCGCCGCCCGCGCCAGCAAACGGAUCCUGCUGCCGGAGCCCAGCAUCCGCAGCGUCAUGCAGAAGUAUCUGGAGGACCGGGGCGAGGUGACGUUCGACAAGAUCUUUGCGCAGAAGAUCGGGUACCUGCUGUUCCGGGACUUCGCCCUCAACCAGGCUGAGGAGGCCAAGCCCCUGAUGGAGUUCUACGAAGAGAUCAAGAAGUAUGAGAAGCUGGACUCGGAAGAGGAGCGAGCCACUCAGAGCCGCCACAUCUUUGACCAUUACAUCAUGAAGGAGCUGCUGGCCUGCUCCCACCCAUUCUCCAAGAGUGCCACCGAGCAUGUGCAGAGCCGCCUGAGCAAGAAGCAGGUGCCCCCAGACCUCUUCCAGCCCUACAUCGAGGAGAUCUGCCAGAACCUCCGUGGGAGCAUCUUCCAGAAGUUCAUUGAGAGUGACAAGUUCACACGGUUCUGCCAGUGGAAGAACGUGGAGCUGAACAUCCAUCUCACCAUGAACGACUUCAGUGUUCAUCGCAUCAUCGGCCGCGGUGGCUUUGGGGAAGUCUACGGCUGCCGGAAAGCGGACACAGGCAAAAUGUAUGCCAUGAAGUGCUUGGACAAGAAGCGCAUCAAGAUGAAGCAGGGUGAGACGCUGGCCCUCAACGAGCGCAUCAUGUUGUCCCUUGUCAGCACUGGGGAUUGCCCAUUCAUCGUGGGCAUGUCGUAUGCUUUCCACACACCUGACAAGCUCAGCUUCAUCCUUGACCUAAUGAACGGGGGGGACCUGCACUAUCACCUGUCCCAGCACGGCGUCUUCUCGGAGGCAGAGAUGCGCUUCUAUGCAUCAGAGAUCAUCCUGGGCCUGGAGCACAUGCACAGUCGUUUCGUGGUGUACCGUGACCUUAAGCCAGCAAACAUCCUCCUGGAUGAGUUUGGACACGUCCGUAUCUCGGACCUGGGCCUGGCCUGUGACUUCUCCAAGAAGAAACCCCACGCCAGCGUGGGCACCCACGGCUACAUGGCCCCGGAGGUGCUGCAGAAGGGGGUAGCAUAUGACAGCAGCGCCGACUGGUUUUCACUGGGCUGCAUGCUCUUCAAGCUGCUCCGUGGGCACAGCCCUUUCCGGCAGCACAAGACAAAGGACAAGCAUGAGAUCGAUCGCAUGACCCUCACCAUGGCUGUCGAGCUGCCCGACUCCUUCUCCCCUGAGUUGCGCUCGUUGCUUGAGGGGCUGCUUCAGCGUGACGUCAACCAGCGGCUGGGCUGCAUGGGGCGUGGCGCUCAGGAGGUGAAGGACGAACCCUUCUUCAAAGGCCUGGACUGGCAGAUGGUGUUCCUGCAGAAGUACUCCCCACCUCUCAUCCCGCCCCGAGGUGAGGUGAAUGCAGCUGAUGCCUUUGACAUCGGCUCCUUUGAUGAGGAGGACACAAAGGGCAUCAAGCUGCUGGAGAGUGAUCAGGAGCUGUACCGCAACUUCCCGCUCACCAUCUCGGAGCGCUGGCAGCAGGAGGUGACCGAGACCGUCUUCGACACCGUCAAUGCAGACACAGACAAGCAGGAGGCACGCAAGAAAGCCAAGAACAAGCAGCUGGGCCACGAGGAGGACUACGCCAUGGGCAAGGACUGCAUCGUACACGGGUACAUGUCCAAGCUGGGCAACCCCUUUCUGACACAGUGGCAGCGCCGCUACUUCUACCUCUUCCCCAACCGGCUGGAGUGGCGUGGGGAGGGCGAGUCGCCGUCCCUGCUCACCAUGGAGGAGAUUGACUCAGUGGAGGAGACUCAAGUGAAGGAGCGCAAGUGCAUCCUGCUCCGCAUCCGUGGCGGCAAGCAGUUCGUGCUGCAGUGCGAUAGUGAUCCCGAGCUGGUGCAGUGGCAGAAGGAAUUGCGGGAUGCCCAGCGCCAGGCCCAGCAGCUGCUGCAGCGGGUGCCGCGCAUGCAGAAUAAGCCACGCUCACCUGUGGUGGAGCUCAGCAAAGUGCCCUUCCUGCAGCGCUCUGCCAAUGGGCUCUGACCCUGUGCCCUGCCCCCCCCCUUCCCACCCUACUUCUAAUUUAUUGGGUUGGGUCCCGCUCCUUCUCGGUGUCCCUGAGCAGAGCUCUAGGAGGACGCCUGGUGCCAGUGCCAUCCCCAUGCCCACGGUAGGGCACAGCCAAUGGCAUCACUGUCCCGAAGCAGAGCUGGCGCUGGACAUGCAGCACUGCUCCCUGCUCCCUGAUCCGGCUCAGAUGAAGGCAGUCCCGUGCCCCCCUCCCAUCUGCUGUCCUGCUCCCAGUCCAGUGCCCCCUUCGCCACCCGUGCGUGCCAAAUGGGGCACCACCGGCUCCUUGUGCCCCGUGUGCCCCAGCCCGGCUGUGCCCGUCUGUGGGUGCCAAGUCCUCGGUGUGAAUGACGGUGUGCAUGCGUGCCCAGGGGGCACCCUGUAAAUACUGUGCCAUGGGCCCCCUCCGCACCCCCCGAGCCAGCGGGUGAGCAGGGAGGAGGCAGCUGGAGAGGAGAAGCGGGGACGCAGAGUCUGUGCCCGUCACCCCAGCGCAUGGCACCGAGCGCUGUGCCCCCCGGCUCUCCCAGCUGUGCCCGCUAGCAUCUGUAAAUAUUAGCGGGGGGAGGAGCAGCGGGCAGGGCACGGCUGCGAGUGAGGGUUGAAUGAGCAGAAACGUGAGAAUGCUUAAAAAAAAAGAAAAAGAAAAAAUAAGGGGAAAAAAAAAAAAAA